This is a messenger RNA of Naegleria gruberi, 792 nucleotides long. RefSeq lists its product as uncharacterized. Gene Ontology annotation, biological process: adenylate cyclase-modulating G protein-coupled receptor signaling pathway. The coding region runs from base 1 to 792 and encodes 263 amino acids. The transcript has a single exon. Gene Ontology annotation, molecular function: GTPase activity; G-protein beta/gamma-subunit complex binding; G protein-coupled receptor binding. The record is from RefSeq and is a predicted model, not a curated record. Gene Ontology annotation, cellular component: heterotrimeric G-protein complex. NCBI's taxonomy places the organism in Eukaryota, Heterolobosea, Eutetramitea, Acrasida, Naegleriidae.
AUGUGGCUAUUGGUAAAAUUGUGGAAUUGUCCAUUCUUUAAAGAGUAUUAUGAAUCAAACUGGGCUAAGAAUGCAAUGUUAUAUGAAAAUGUGGAAGAGUUUGUCACAAGAAUUGAAAGAAAGAAAAUAUUUGAUCCUUUCUCAUUAAUUAAAUUGAGAAGCAGUGGAAUAACUUCUUAUAGAACUAUUUGGAAUAAUUCAAAUGUUGAAUUUCUUGAUGCAUUUGGAAGAAGAUCUGAAAGAAGAAAGUGGAUCUACUGUAUUGAAAAUAUCAAAAUUUUGAUCUACACAGUCUCCCUUUCAGAAUUUAAUUUAGUGGAGUAUAAUAAUGUAGAAGUGAUGAAUGAUUCUUUGGAAAUGAUAGGAAAAUUGUUUGGAAAUGGGCUUCUUUCUGAUGCUCGUAAAGUAAUUCUCUUUACAAAGCCAGAUAUUCUGGUAAAGAAAUUGCAGAAAAGAAUGGAAUAUAGUAGGAAGAUUAAUUCAGUUGUGAGGCCAGAAUUGGAAAUAAUUUCAAAUGAUUACAAUGAAAGAAUAGUUAUUAAUUCCAUCAUAACAGAAUAUUUGGAAAGAGUUUCAUUUCAUCUCGAUUCUUAUCAUAUUGUUAAUGUAACUUCAGAAGAAGAAGUAAGAUCAGUUACUGAACUAAUCUUUGAUAAUGUCACCACUCCUUUUAUUUCUCCAUGUUUACUUCCAAUCACCAAUAGAAUGAUAACAACUAUGUAUAAUAUUUAUCUGAGGAAAUUACUGACUGACAUUCAAAUCAUCACAACAAUUAAUGAACUAUCUCCAUAA